CUCUUUCCAAACCCUUUGAACUUCUCCAAAGUUGUCUGUCAAUCAUCAAACAUUAGUCUCUGGUAUUUGUUCUUUCUCUGCACUUGAGUCUCGUUUAGGCGCAUUCACACAACAAACCCUCAUGCUAGUAGCCUCGGGAUGAACAUGUGGAUAUAGGCACGAUACCUAUACAAGGGCGACAAUGUUCACCUUCUGCCCUCUGCAGGGGGCCCUCUCCGAGUCUACUGCCUCCCAGUCUCUUCUGGAGCUUGAUGGAGGUGUCAAGGUCCUCAUUGAUGUCGGAUGGGAUGAAUCCUUUGAUGUUGACAAGCUGAAGGAGCUCGAGAAGCAAGUUCCGACACUGUCGUUGAUUCUCCUCACCCAUGCGACCGUUUCCCACCUCGCCGCCUAUGCACACUGCUGCAAGAACUUCCCGUUGUUCACUCGAAUCCCUGUGUAUGCGACGCGACCAGUCAUCGACCUUGGGCGAACCCUCCUACAAGAUCUAUAUGCCUCUACUCCUGCUGCUGCGACAACCAUAAAUCAUGGCUCCCUUGCCGAAGCAUCAUAUGCGUAUACCCAGUCUGCGUCUUCCGAUGACAACUUCUUGCGCCAGGCGCCGACUUCUGACGAGAUCGCAAAGUAUUUCUCCCUCAUACAACCACUCAAAUACUCACAGCCACACCAACCUCUGCCCUCGCCCUUCUCUCCACCUCUGAACGGCCUCACAAUCACCGCCUACAAUUCAGGACAUACGCUUGGUGGUACGAUAUGGCAUAUUCAACAUGGCCUCGAGUCGAUUGUCUACGCUGUCGAUUGGAGUCAGGCUCGUGAAAACGUGUUCGCAGGCGCGGCAUGGCUAGGAGGUGGUCACGGCGGAGCGGAGGUUAUUGAGCAGCUGCGCAAGCCCACCGCACUCGUCUGCAGCAGUCGCACGCCAACGCCUCUUGCUCGCGCCAAGAGAGAUGAGCAGCUCCUCGACAAUAUACGAGCAUGCGUGGCUAAAGGUGGUACUGUUCUGGUGCCGGUGGACUCCAGCGCCCGUGUUCUCGAACUAUCAUAUCUGAUGGAGCAUGCCUGGAGGGAGGAGGCUGCCAAGAACGAGACAAAGACUCUGAACGAGGCGCAUCUCUAUCUGGCGGCAAAGAACAUCAGCAGCACCCUACGACACGCAAGGAGCAUGUUCGAGUGGAUGGACGAGAAUAUUGUACGGGAGUUUGAAGCAGUGGCCGACACCUCCAAAAAUGUGAAUGGGGACAGCAGGAAGGGCAAGGCGGCUGGCCCCUUUGACUUUAAGCAUCUCAAGCUGCUGGAAAGAAAGUCGCAGGUCGACCGCCUCCUGCGCAGGUCCACAGAGGAGAACUGGACAAAGGGAUUGGUCAUUCUCGCGAGCGACCGCAGUCUGCAGUGGGGAUUUUCGAAGGAAGUGCUCAGGUCAAUUGCACAGGACCCGAAGAACCUGGUGAUCCUGACCGAGAAGCCGAAUCUGAGCUCACAGGACACACCAUCUAUCUCAAGAACAUUAUGGGAUCUGUGGAACGAGCGACAGGACGGUGUUGCUGUAGAGGAGUCGAGCAGUGGGGAUUCGCUCGAACAGGUCUACGGCGGAGGGCGCGAGAUGGAGAUUGCAGAGGCCACUAAAGAACCUCUUGUAGGGGAUGAGCUGACAAUUUACCAGCAGUGGCUUGCCACACAGCGACAACUACAGGCGACACUGCAGACGGGAGGGGUGACAGCUCUGGAAGGUGUGGUCGAUGGUGUGGACGAUGCUUCAUCCGAAUCAUCCACGGAGUCUGAUGCAUCGGAUAACGAACAGCAAGGCAGAGCCCUGAACAUAUCAACGACAAUGGGUCAGGCAAGCCGGAAGAAGAUUGUCCUCAAAGAUGAGGACCUGGGCAUCAAUGUGUUGGUCAAGAAGAAAGGCGUGCACGACUUUGAUGUGCGCGAGAAGAAGGGCAGGGAACGCAUCUUCCCAAUUCCAAUACGCAAGAAGAGAAACGACGAGUUUGGUGACAUCAUCCGCCCAGAAGAAUUCCUCAAGGCCGAAGAGCGCGAGGAUGAAGGUCAGGACCAGGGUGCGGUCAAAAAAGAGGACGAAGAGUUCUUGGGGAAGAAGCGCAAGUGGGACGAUGUCGGUAAGAAGGGCAACGCCGGCAACAAGCGACCUCAGCUCAACAGGGCUGUUUCCGACGACGUGGCCAUGUCACUACCAUCCGAAGGCUCGCAAGCGGAUGGCGAGGAGGACGACUUGGCGGAAGAAGAGGAAGAAGAACCCAAUCUGGGUCCGUCGAAACUCAUCAUCACGAAGGAGAAACUAUCCGUCAGCCUCCGCAUCGCGUUUGUGGAUUUCAGCGGUCUGCACGACAAGCGCUCACUGAACAUGCUCAUUCCGCUGAUCGCCCCGCGCAAACUCAUCCUUGUGUCGGGCAACGAGGAAGAAACAAUGGCCCUCGCAGCCGACUGCAAGAAACUGCUCGGCGUAUCAGCAAUGGAGGAGGGCAGCAGCGCCAAGACCGAUGUAUAUACACCGGAAGUUGGUGUCUCGAUCGAUGCUAGCGUGGACACCAACGCCUGGGUGGUGAAACUCGCCGACCCGCUCGUGCGGCGGCUGAAGUGGCAGAAUGUGCGCGGACUGGGCAUCGUGACCACAGAGACAGAUGGGUCCAAAGAGCACGCGGACGAGGAGCAAGCCGCCAACAGUAGUGGCACGGCGGUAGUGCCGACUCUCGAUGUCCUUCCGACCACCAUGGCCUCGGCCUCGCGAUCCGUGGCACAACCCCUCCACGUGGGUGACCUUCGUCUGGCGGACCUGCGGAGGGCAAUGCAGACAUCAGGGCAUACGGCCGAGUUCCGGGGCGAGGGCACGCUACUAAUUGAUGGUUCCGUCGCCGUGCGUAAAAGUGCGACGGGCAAGAUCGAGGUGGAGAGCAUCGGGCUGCCGAGCGCCGCUGGUGCAAUGGCUGGCAUGCAAGGCGCGACAACGUUCUGGGCGGUCAAGAGGAUGAUCUACGAUGGGCUGGCCGUCGUGGCUGGGGCUUAAUUGUAUCCGUACUCAUGACGAGAAGGGCUAAGGGGUAUAGGAUAGAUAUUUUACUAUGAAUGAAAAUUCAAAAGG
Molecule: messenger RNA, 3094 nt
Organism: Cryphonectria parasitica EP155
Lineage: Eukaryota; Fungi; Ascomycota; Sordariomycetes; Diaporthales; Cryphonectriaceae
Exons: 3
Coding region: 182-3019 (945 amino acids)
Biological process (GO): mRNA 3'-end processing by stem-loop binding and cleavage
Cellular component (GO): mRNA cleavage and polyadenylation specificity factor complex
Molecular function (GO): RNA binding
Source: RefSeq, a predicted model, not a curated record